GGUUGAUGCCGCUUAUAUUUCUUUACAAAAAUGUGUCUCUCUCUUCAUUGCCUCAGAUUUAAAACUUCCGGCUUAAGCCACUCUCUCUCACACUUUCCUAAAUUUUCUCAUUAAUCUCUUAAAUUUUAAUCUAAUUGAUUAUUAAACCCGGUUUAAUAUUAAUUUCACCCACUUUCCAAAUUCAGGCGUUUUAAUCAGCUAUGGGCAAGUGAAGCACAGUAAUUCUACAAUUGAUUGGUUGAUGAUCGGGAGGAGAACUACCGAAGGAAAAGGGAAGUUCGUCUGAUUGUUUUGCUGUUAAUAUUUUUCAUUUUUCAAGCGGAGAGGUUAUAGUGCUGCUCGGGGGGUUUGGUAUUUUCUGUGUGCAUAUACUGUAGAGGGAUUGUCUAGUUGGAGACUUAUAUAUUCUUGUUAAAUUUUUUGUUUUGACUAUAUUAGUGUGAAUUACCUCUUUAUCAGUAGAAAAAGGAAGGAAAAAAAAAAAAAGAAUAAAGAAGAAAGAAGGAUCUCAGUGUAAGUAGGGGAGCAGGAAGGUCAAUUUUGCUAUUUUGUGUAGUUGGAGAAGUACUUAUAUUCUUUUUUGGAUAUUUGUUUUGUCUAUAUUAGUGUGAGAUACCUUAUUUAUCAGUAGAAAAAAAAGAGAGGAGAAAGAAGGAUCUUUGUGUAAGUGGAGGAGCAGGAAGGCCAGGUGGUAGUUGUUGGUGUGAAAAAUCUGUAGUUGGUGUUUUAGUUUAGUCCAGUGAACAAGUAAAUGGCAUCUAGUUAGUAUUGUUUAUUGAGGCCUUGAACUGCGGAGAUACUGGUUAUAUGCAGUUAAAUUCAUCCAAAGAUUUAGCUGAAACUAUGAUCACUGGGGUGCCUGGUCCUUCUGGUCAAUGGAUCCAGCAAGAAUCAUCUCAGCCUGUUAUCUUGAGUGAUGGCAUAUCUUUACACAAUAAUGUAAAUAACCAUAUACCUGUACAGACUGGUGAGGUAUAUUCUAUGGAAUUUCUUCAAGAUCCUUCUUCAAGAGUAGUUCCUAUUGUGUCCGGCGUUACUGGGAUGCAUGAUAGGAGAGCUGUGCCUCAAAGUAAGCAAAGCCAACAUGCCGGUUAUGAAGAGCUCACAAGACUUCUUGGGUUGACUAGAAUGGAUUCUGACAUUUCUUCUACAAGAGGGUCUAGUACAGAACUUGAAAAUGGUAUUUAUGUAGAGAAUGAACUUACAUAUAGUCAGAAAGUUGGCUCUUCUGGGCAUGUCCCUGUGGGAGCUACUUCAGGGACUAAAUCUGAAUCUUCAAAGUCAUUAAAAUCUUCUGGAUUAGGAACGUCAGACUGUUCUACUGGGAAAAUAAAAUUCCUAUGCAGUUUUGGUGGUAGAAUAUUGCCUCGACCUAGUGAUGGAAAGCUCAGAUACGUUGGUGGAGAUACACGUAUCAUUUCCAUACGGAAGAAUAUUUCAUGGGAAGAACUUAUGAAGAAAACAUUGGCCAUCUGUAACCAGCCUCACACUUUCAAAUACCAGCUUCCAGGAGAGGAUCUUGACGCCCUAAUAUCCGUCUCUUCUGACGAAGAUCUUCAGAAUAUGAUAGAGGAAUAUUAUGGCCUCGAGAAGCUUGGGGGCUCCCAAAGGCUCCGGAUAUUUUUGGUUCCUUUAACUGAAUCUGAAAACUCAUGCCCUGUAGAUGCUGCUACUGUUCAACCGACUGACCCUGAUUAUCAAUAUGUUGUUGCUGUUAAUGGUAUUGUUCAAGGGGAUUCUUCUGCUCAGGAGAAUUAUUAUGAGCAGUGUGUACGCGAUGAAGCCAGCAAGGUGAUACCUAAGGUAGACUGCAGCACUGGUCUUUAUGUCCCACCUCCUGCUCAAUUGAUUGGUGAAUCUCAGAAUCAGGUUAAGUUUCCCAAUCAGUCUACUCCUUUUUCUCCUGUGCUUGUUCAACAGGGAGACUACAAGACCGACUCAAGGAACACAUACAAUAACAAGUUGCCACAUGGUGGUGAUGAAUGUCCAGUGUCGGUUAGCAGCACCCAAUCAGUACCUGAAAACCCGAGUGGAUGCACUAAUAUUGGUUAUUAUGCCCCGCAGAUAAACCUGAUAAAUUUGCAGAGUCCUAACAAAAAAGAUGAUAUCCCCCAGCCAAGCCAAUCGAGUGAAUUGCUUUCACAUCACCAUGGUCUCAGCAGAGACUUUGUUCCUCCUACAUUGGAACAAUGUGAUGGAAUCUUUCAACAGUACUCUUUUGAAAGAACAGAACCCAAGGAAGGGACAGUCCUAUCUGAAGAGCCGAAUGAUGAAAUGGCUGUAUUGCUGGGAUACACUUCCGCUGUUGCUCAAAAUGGAAUUCCGCAUGCCUUUUCGGAUUCAAAACUUCAAGAACAUGGAAAAAGAUCACCUUACUGCUCACAAGAGGGAAUAAUCUCAUUUUCCUCUUUGAACUUUUUACCAGCUCAGUUAUCUUCACAUGGUGUGUCUGCUGCUCUGCAGGGAAACCUAGGGUAUCUGCAUCAGAAUACAUACCCAGUCAGUUCUCAUCAUCACAUUAGGGUACUUAAUGGGGAAUCAAAUGAGGCCGCUGACAUGGUGGAUUUGCCAGAGUUGCCUUUUGACUCAGAUUCACUGAAUAAAUGUGGACCUAUGCAAAGAAAUAUUAAUGGAACAGACACUAGAUGCAACACAGCUAAAGCAAAUUUGGAAAAUUACCAUCCCGGUCUGAAAAAUUCAAGUUGUGAGAUGGUAAGUGCAUGUGCUAUCAAUAAUGCACUUCCAUGUCGUGGUGGUAAAUUUCCUGAUAACAAAUCAUCCAAAACAGCUGUGAGUUCAGAGAAAAAACUAUCUGAUGCUAACUCCGCUAUGGUGUCUAAUAUGGAGGUGAUAUACCUGGUGAAGCAUCACAAAAUUUUGACAUGAAUCAUUGCACCAACACCUUUAAUUAAUACACUAAAUGAGCGGUCCCAAAGAAACCAAUUUGAGAAUGCCUCAGGGGGGAUAAAACAGGCUGAACCUGAGAACAAUACAUCCUGGGUCAAGAGUUCUGAAGUUGCUGGGAGGAUUUCAACUUCUGAAAUGCAGUUUCAUGGUGCAGAAACUCUGAGUGAUCUUCUGCCUGAGUUGUCUGAUGGCCUGAUUUCCCAUCAUUCCCCCAUGCCAGCAGUCGUUGCAUGUCCUCAAGAUACUUUUGCCAAAGAACCUUUGCUAGUAUUCUCUGAGGAAUUGUCACAAUCAUCAGUUAGGCAAAACCCAACCAAGGAUGCUGCUUUUAGGAGAGAAGUUUCUCUAAUUGAUGAAGAAUUUACUAAUUACAGUGAUCAGAAUGUUGUGACUUCUGGCAUUGGUGAAUUUUCUAGUGAAAAGCAAAAGAUAGAAGAUGCUCCAGCUAGUAAGAGUAUCAAAGAUAGCCAGCAGGUUCUGAAUGCAAAUGGAAGAGAUAUUAGAUCACCCAGUGGUGACUUAUAUGCUGCAAAUCUCCGAGAUUUGGAAACCAUUGGUGGUGAAGUCAUAUCUGCUAGUGCUACAGAAGAGGUACCAUUUUCCCCUGACUUGGGGUUGGAGGCGCAGGACGCCAACCCCAGUGACGGAGAUAAGGAUAAUUUAAUCACUGAUGCUAUGAUAGCUGAGCUGGAAGCUGAUUUGUAUGGUUUACAGAUCAUAAAAAAUGCUGACCUUGAAGAAUUGAAGGAGUUGGGUGCUGGGACAUAUGGUACUGUUUACCAUGGAAAAUGGAGAGGAACAGAUGUUGCUAUAAAGAGAAUCAAGCGGGCAUGUUUUUCUGGGAGAUCAUCACAGGAAGAAAGGCUGAUCAAGGACUUCUGGAGAGAGGCACAGAUCCUCUCAAACCUUCAUCAUCCUAACGUGCUUGCAUUUUAUGGAGUGGUUCCUGAUGGGGCUGGGGGAACUUUGGCAACAGUGACUGAAUUCAUGACUAAUGGAUCACUUCGAAACGUUCUUAUUAAAAAGGACAGGUCACUUGAUGGUUAUAAGAAACUUCUAAUUGCCAUGGAUGCAGCUUUUGGGAUGGAGUAUUUGCACUCGAAAAACAUUGUCCACUUUGAUCUGAAGUGUGACAAUUUGUUAGUUAGUCUGAGGGACCCACAACGACCUGUAUGCAAGGUUGGAGAUUUUGGACUGUCAAGGAUUAAACGCAAUACUCUUGUAUCUGGAGGUGUACGAGGUACUCUUCCCUGGAUGGCACCUGAACUGUUAAAUGGUAGCAGUAACCGAGUAUCUGAGAAGGUUGAUGUUUUCUCAUUUGGCAUAACAAUGUGGGAGAUCUUGACUGGGGAAGAACCCUAUGCAAACAUGCAUUGUGGGGCAAUCAUUGGGGGGAUUUUGAAGAAUACUCUUCGGCCUCCAAUGCCAGAGCGGUGUGAUCCCGAGUGGAGGAAGCUGAUGGAACAGUGCUGGUCUGCUGAUCCUGAAGCUCGGCCAUCAUUCACGGAGAUUAGAAAUAGGUUGAGUUCUAUGUCAGCUGCAGUCCAGGCAAAGGGGAAUAGCAAUUCAGCAGGACAUGUCAAUGCAAACAUCCCCGUGUGUAUAUAGACGUGUACUCAAGGAAAAGAGUGUAUCUUUUUGUUACUUUGCUACAGACUUGGAAUCUUCUAUAUGAGUCGCUCGUUCAUUUAA
Messenger RNA from Lycium barbarum (goji berry), 4599 nucleotides. RefSeq lists its product as uncharacterized. The record is from RefSeq and is a predicted model, not a curated record. Gene Ontology annotation, molecular function: protein binding; protein kinase activity; ATP binding. Lineage: Eukaryota; Viridiplantae; Streptophyta; Magnoliopsida; Solanales; Solanaceae. Gene Ontology annotation, cellular component: cytoplasm. Gene Ontology annotation, biological process: signal transduction; protein phosphorylation.